AUGAGUGUCGCAGCAGAAGAUACCGGUAUAGACCAAGCUGAAACAGAUGUUUCUGAGAAGAAGGUACGGCUGAAUGAGCUUCGGAUACGCUCUGUCCGACAAUUGAUUGAGACCUUCAAAAGCAACACCGAUACGCUUGAAGAAUACGUUAAAAGGAACCCCGAUGUCUACAUCCCAAGUUUUUGGUCGUUGGUUGGUGGAGAUUUCGAGGAAUGCUGUCAGACCCAAGAGAAUGACCACAAUUGCACUGAGACCUUGGCAGACGGGGAAGAAACACUCAAUUUGACGCAAAGGGAAGUCCAAGGUUCAAAGACAGACCUCACGCCAGGCGGGAUCUCCAUCACUUUGACGAACACCGACCCUAUUUUUGAGAGCCUUGAUGAUUUAGACGACCUCGCAAGCUUCAAUGAUAAACGCUCCGAGACGCCAGCAAGAUGGGUCUGCACUGCGGCUGCUCGAGAUCGAGUCGUCGAGGAGGAGCGCCAAGAGUCCAUCGCUCGCGAGAAGAUGAGUGAUAGGUUUUCGAAAUUGAGCGAGCUCGCUAGCAGUGGUACCUUCCCCUUUGCAGUCGAGGCCAAGGUUGCCGUCGAAGAACGGUCUCGGAGAUCGGCUCCUCUCAAGGCAGCUUCGGUCUUUAUGGUCACCAACCCAUCGGACUGCCAGGAGCUCGAGAUAGCCAAUGCUGCCCUACGUUCUGGGAGAGCGAAUCAAACGGCCGAGUCGCUCAGAACCUGGCUAAAGGCAAACGAGAAUGAGUUUGGACCUCAACUGACGAUCUUGUUGAGGGAAAGCCCUGAAUCCAGGGAAAGCCUCGGAUCCGGCUGGCAAUCCGUCAACCUUCAGGCUGAGGGAAAGAUGGACCGGACCAUGGUGCUCAUCGGCUACGUCAUUCCCGACAGUGAGAUGCAGAGCGGCGAAGAGACGCCAAAGAUAAGUCAUAUGACUGAUUCUCAGUUGGCUUGA
Messenger RNA from Kockovaella imperatae, 963 nucleotides. RefSeq lists its product as hypothetical. The coding region runs from base 1 to 963 and encodes 320 amino acids. The record is from RefSeq and is a predicted model, not a curated record. NCBI's taxonomy places the organism in Eukaryota, Fungi, Basidiomycota, Tremellomycetes, Tremellales, Cuniculitremaceae. The transcript has 3 exons.